Messenger RNA from Manis pentadactyla (Chinese pangolin), 1806 nucleotides. Its product is annotated as polycystic kidney disease protein 1-like 2. NCBI's taxonomy places the organism in Eukaryota, Metazoa, Chordata, Mammalia, Pholidota, Manidae. The record is from RefSeq and is a predicted model, not a curated record. Gene Ontology annotation, molecular function: carbohydrate binding.
AUGAGUGCAGCGCGCUUGGUACUCUUGGGACUUGCUCUGGGGUUUAGGGCCACCUCUGCUAAGCCAGGUGAGGGCAGCUUUUGCUCUAAGAGCCAAGUGGCUUUCAGAGACUCUUGUUAUGAAUUUGUGCCUCUCGGCCACACCUUCUACAGUGCCCAGGGCUGGUGCGAGGGACAAGGAGGCCAUCUGGUCUUCAUUCGUGAUGAAGACACCCAGCUGUUUCUGCAGAAGCACAUCUCCCAGGACAGGGAAUGGUGGAUUGGACUCACAGGGAACUGGGCUCAGAAUGGAACCACAGAAGGGCUUGGGGUCUGGCUGGACACCUCAGAUGUGAACUAUAGCCACUGGCGUGGAGGGCAGGCAGCUCCCGCUCCUAACACCUGCGGCUACAUCAGGCGAGACCCUUCCUCUGGGUGGAUGGCCUCUGAUAACUGCAUGCAGCCAUUCGCCUUCAUCUGCUAGUUUGGUGUCGGCCAGACUCUGGUUUGUGAUGGCCUCAACGCCACCAUGCACUGUGGCUUGGGGGAAGUCAGCCAGAUCCAGGAUGCCUUCUACGGGUGCCAGACCCCCCAUUACUGCACCCAGGAUGCUGGAUGCCCCUCGGACCUGGAAGAGGAAUGCAGCUGGGUCAGCAUCAAGGACAAAGUGACAGCCCAGUGUCAGGGGCUGCAGGCAUGCCAGGUGACAGCAGAUGGGACCUACUUUGGAGACCUGUGCCCCACCGGGGGCAGCUACCUGUGGGUGCAUUUCCAGUGCUGGGAAGGCCUGCAGCUGAUGAUGUCCAACGAGAGUUCCAUCUUUGACAAUGUCACCAUCUCCCUGACAUGGUUCCUCUCUCCCUACAUUGGAAACCUUUCCUGUAUAAUUAGUAUGGGAGAUGGCUACACUUUUGAUCCCUACUACCCUCCUAGCAAUGUGACUCACCAGUUCACAGCCCCUGGGGAAUUCACCAUGUUUGCAGAAUGUACAACCAGUGAGUGGCACGUGACGGCUCAGAAGCAAGUGACAAUUCGAGACAAGAUGGAGAGGUUCAGAGUGACUGGGUGCUCUGGCCUGUCCCAGUCAUGAGCCAACCCUCUCUGCCAGGCUGUCUUCGGGGACCCUCUAUGGAUUCAGGUGAUGCUCAAUGGAGGCACAGGAGUGACUUACACGGUGCUGUUGGGUGGCACUACCCUGGCUGAAUUCACCACACAGAGGGGCCCACUCCCCUACAAUCUGACCCUGGACAGAGCAGCCCAGCAAAGGAUGGGCCCAGGGACGCAUCACCUGGAGGUCCGAGCUGCCAGCAAUGCCACCACAUCUGCACCCUCCAGAAACAUCACGGUGCGCUUCAUAGAGCCUCUGCCAGGACUGCAGGCUUUUGACCAUUUGGAGCUUGGCCAGGACCUACUGGCUAAUGUCUCAGUGGCUCACGGCAUUCCAGAGGGGCUGGCCUUUGAGGUGGCAGGACUUAAUGCAACCUUCUCGCAUGAGCAAGAGAGCCUCGGGAGGCUGUUUGGGAUUUACCACGUGGCACUUCCUCUUGAAGGUACUUGGGGUUGGUGUCUUCCCUUCCCUCCUCUUCCCCUCCUGACUUGGUGUCCAGCUCUGGCAGCCAGCUUUCAGUGUGUCCUCGUCACAAACUUGGUUCACACCAUCCAGCCUGGGCUGCAAAAUAAGGAGACAUAUCUGCCCUCACAGAGAUUACAGUCACAGGGGUUCUCAACUUGGGCACUUGGGACAUUUAGGACUGGAUCAUUCUUCGCUAUGGGAACGGUUCUGUGCCCCGAGGGGUGUUUGGCAGCAUCACUGGCUUUUGUCCACUAG